AUGGGCGGUAGCCGCGGCGGGCUGGCGGGGCAGCUGGGCGGGCUGCUGCGGGCGCAGCCCCGCGCCUCCCUCGGCCUCCCCAUGCUGCUGCUCGGCACCUACUUCUUCUACUGCCUGACGGGCUCCUGCGAGCCGCUGCCGCCCGCCGCCCGCCAGCUGCGCCCGCCGCCCCGCGACCCCGCCGGGGACCGGCCCGAGGAGCCGGCGGCGGCGGCGGCGGCCGGGGGCAGGUCCGGGCCGGGCAGCCGGCGCUUCCCGCAGGCCAUCAUCGUGGGGGUGAAGAAGGGCGGCACCCGGGCGCUGCUGGAGUUCCUGCGGGCGCACCCCGCCGUGCGCGCCCUGGGCGCCGAGCCCCACUUCUUCGACCGCGGCUACGAGAAGGGGCUGCCCUGGUACAGGAACCUGAUGCCACGGACUCUAGAGGGGCAGAUCACGAUGGAGAAAACCCCGAGUUACUUUGUGACCAAGGAGGCUCCCAAACGUAUUUACAACAUGUCCAGGGAAACCAAGCUGAUUGUGGUGGUGAGGAACCCGGUCACCAGGGCCAUCUCAGACUACACGCAGACACUAUCCAAAAACCCCACCAUCCCCAGCUUCCAGGCUCUGGCUUUCAAGAAUGUCAGCACGGGCCUCAUCGACACCACCUGGAGUGCAGUGCGGAUCGGCAUCUAUGCCAAGCACCUGGAUAACUGGCUGCAGUACUUCCCCCUUUCAAAAUUCCUCUUUGUCAGCGGGGAAAGACUCGUGAGUGACCCGGCUGGGGAGAUGGGCCGAGUGCAAGACUUUUUGGGUCUCAAGAGAGUCGUGACGGACAAACACUUCUAUUUCAAUGAGACCAAGGGCUUCCCUUGCCUGAAGAAGCCCGAAGGAAGCAGCCGGCCCCGCUGUUUGGGGAAGUCCAAAGGGCGACCUCAUCCAAAAAUCCACGGGCAGGUGAUCCAGCGCCUGCAGGAGUUUUACAGACCCUUCAACAUGAAGUUCUAUCAGAUGACUGGGCAGGACUUUGGGUGGGACUGAGAUCUCACCAGGCCAAUGGCUUUCUAAGCCACAGUGGAGAGAGGACAACUAGUCCGCUUAGCAGACCUACAGGGCCCUUGGCACAUUGUGUGCCAAACUUCCCAGGGACUCUAGCAUAGGUGUGUCCAAGGCAAACUUUUGGAAGACACUUCCCAUGUUCUAAUUUAUAACGGACUUGUUCCUGGAGAGAAAUGUACACUUACUGACUAGAGAGAAAUAUUUAAGAAAGAAAAACAAACAAACAAACAAACAAAAAAACCCCAACCCCAGAUCAGAUUAAAUAUUCUUCCAUAUAAAUCUUGCUAAUCUAUAUUAACCAGAACGGUUUUCAGAUGGUGAGAGAGAGAGAGAGAGAGUGAGCGUGAGUGUGUGCAGUGACAAAGGCACUAAGAUUCACAAUAAAGCUUUGCAAAUCAGAGUUGGCCUCCUAAUGCUGCUCUUUCUCUGACUAUACUGAGAGUGCUGUAAUAUUCACAAUCAGCCAUCCCGACCCUUUUAAUUAGCAGGCGAAAGGGCCCUAGACACCAGUGCUGUGUUGAGGUCUUGGAUGCCUUCCUUACAAAGGGACACUGUAAAGAUAACUGCAGCCAGGUUCAAAGCUGCUGUACAGCAAUGUAGGUCCAUUGACUUCAAAGGAGCUAGGUUGGUUUACACCAGCUGAGGCUCUGGCCUGGUAUAUUAAAAACACUAAUGACUUAUGAUAAUAACAUGUUAGGAGACUGAUCUUGCUCCUCCCAUUGGAAUCAAUGGAGUUUUGGCCAUUGACUUAUUGGGGCCAGUAGCAUGCCCCAGUUUAAAAAAAAAAUCUUAUUUCUCUAUUACUUUUUAUGCUAUUUGUUUUUCUUUGUGCUUCACUCAGUUGGGCCAGUGAGUUUUGGCCUAGAUCCUCAAAGGCACCUAACUUCCCUCCACAUACCUUUGAUGAUCUGGGCCUAUGUGUUUCUAGUCAACUUCACUUUCCAGUGCCUACGCCCUGCAAGUUUGGUUUUCGGUUUCCCAUGCUUCAAGAGGACAUGGAUGCUCUCCUCUUCCCAAAAUUCUCUUUUUCCUUAAAAUGUACAAUAAAUAAAAUAAAAUGUUGUGUUUAUUAGAGUUUUGUAAAAGCCCUUUUAAAAAAGACAAUCUGAAUUUUGGACCUAAGUCAUGUUUGGUGUCCUUAGAAACAGUUACCUGGUUUGAUAGUUUCGGUCAGAUCUGCAAAAAACAGGACACAAUGAAUCUACAAAAUAAUACAAAUCUGUGGGUGAUUUAUUGUUAUUUAAAGGCUUGAUUCUCCCUCAGAAGUCAGUGGGAGUUUCAGUGAGGGCAGAAUUGUCUUAAAUGCACAGGGUAGAAUGUUGACCCUCUCUGAAGUUAACGGCAAAAGUCCCAUUGACUUCAGUUGUACAGGAUUUUACCCACAGUUCUUUUCUGGCUAAACUGUUUGCAUUAAAAAUUCUAUUCUGGUGUGGUUUCAGGAACAUACAAUACUGACAACUCUGGGCAAAAAAGAGUAGAAAAAUCUCCUGUUCUUAAUUGUGACAAAAGUUGCAGCUCUACAAAAUUAUUAUAAAAAUUUACUAGGCCACAUCACAAAAUCUGCUUGCCAGCUCUUUUCCCCAGGAGAAUACAAAAUUAUUGGUACUUUGUCAGUCCAAAUAUUAUUUGUCUUGGUGGGUGGUCAAGUAGCAUAUGACAAGGUUGGACAGAAGAAUGGUAAAUUGGCAAAGUUUGAAAUAAAAGGAAAUAUUAAUUCUGUCCCUAAUAAGCAAAAUCGUCUUAAGCACAUAGUCAGCUUUAAAUUGGUACUUACAUGUAAUUGACCUCAAUGGGAGUUAAGCACCUGCUUAAAGUUUAGCAGGUGGUUAAAUGCUUUGUUGAAUCAGGGCCUUUACAGCUGAGUCAAAACACUCAUUGAAUAGAAUGGGACCACUCACAUGCUAAAAGCUUAGACACAUGCUCAAGUACCUUGCAGGACUGGGGCCCUGUUUUCAGAAUGGCACUUUGACCAUUUUCUCUUUCCCAUUUUGCAGCUGGCUCUGCAUCUCUCAUGUUGAUUUUUAUUGAGGCGAGCUUCCUUUCUGAGAUUGGGCAGUGACUGGCAUUUGAUGAUACAUCUGGUCGAACAGCGAAUCCAGAGAAUGGUGUAUUUUUCCUGAUUUAAAAUAGUCUGAAAGAAUAAAAACAAUUAGCAGCAGUAGUUCUGAAUAUAUUCCAGAUCCGGUUGCAUUGUGUAUCACAUGCAACACAGGUGAUAAAGUUGGAGACCUCCAAGAGUAAGGACAAAUAUCCCCCCCUCCCAGGAACAAUUUUGCCAAAGAACAUAUAGCAAAAAAAGUCUGACCUUUAGCCCAGUGCCUACCAAUCGGUUUCCAGAUUUGCAGCCACAAAGGGCAGUCAUCGGAGGCCGGUGGAAUGAGUUUCAAGUUUUCUCAUAAUUAAAGAGGGGCAAAAAACACUUCAACCUUUCAUAAUCUUAUUAGUGACUUGUUUGUCUUUUUAAGUAGUUCAUUACAUGGUUUUGAAGGGCCCCAAGGCCCUGCACGGUUUUGUACUAUGUGAUAGAUCCAUUCGAUUCCAGUACAACAUAGUCUCAGUGCUGGCUAUCCUGUAAGGCGUAGGGUUGACUUGCUGUUUCAAUGGUCACAAGCCACUGGUUGCAAACCAUCCCGGCUGCAUUGUUAAACACAAAUGUUAAACUCUUUCAGGUAGCCCAUGUUUUCCUUGACAAAUACAAUGUAAGCAAAGAGCCUCUGCCCUUUCCAAUGCGUCCCUUAGUGCUCCAGUCAUUCUCCAGAUUGAUUUUGCAUCUGGCAUUUUAGAUGGGGUGUUUUUAGUUGGUUUGCAAUACAUGUUGCUAAAGCUUCUCCCACUUCUUUGCUUUUUCUACAGUAAGAGGCUCCCCUUUGUUCUUCUUCAGUGGCAUUUCUUUUCUAUGGGUGGCGCUUAAAGCCUCUAAACUCACGGCUAACGGUCAGCGCUUUAGUCUGUUUCAGACAGGAGGCUAAUCUGUUUACUGCUGCAACAAACGAUGCACAAAAUGAUGCAACUCAAUGUCAGGUCUAAGUUGAACACAAACAUCUCAGCUAUUUAUAUAUUGAGAGAUGGAGAGAGAAACGUGAACUUUUUUUGGUAUACCUUGGAAAUAGACAUGACUUCUAAUUUGCAUGGUCUUUGCCCUGCUUUAAAUUCCUGUCAGUUUCUAAAGGCAAUGUAGCUGCAUUGUACCUGGUUAAGACGCCGUGGUAGGUUAAACAACAAAGAAAAUCUGAAUUAAUUUUGUGCGGCGCUCGAAAGGCUAGAUCCCCACCUGGGGUAAAUCAGAGCAGUUCCAUUGAUUUCAGUGGAACUACAGUGAUUUCAGGCCAGCUGAGAAUAUGGUCCUGAAGAGGCAAUUGAAGCAGAGAGAGGUUCAGGCUACACGUAAAUGGCAUCUUCCCCCAUUUCUGUAGCUUUUCCCAUGAAGUAAUUCUACAGCUUCGUAUGAUUGGUUUUGUCUGGCUUUGUACAAACCACAGAGGAAUCUCUCUCUCCUCCCCUCAUACCCUACCUCCACCCCUUUGCCAGGGGGAACUGAGGGUGCUCAGCCCCAACAGCAGGUGCCCAGCACCUUGUAAAAUUGCCCUCCCCCAAGUGUGCAAAUCCUGCCAAGGUGAGCGGCCCAAGGAAAGGGAAGUGCCCUCUCCACCAACCCGCUUGGGGUUGGAUGUCAGAGCUGCUGGAGCCUGUUGUCACUUUCGCUGGCAGCACCACAUGAUGGACUGCACUUUGCUUGUUUAGGUUUUGUUUCCAGCCACGACAUUCGACCAAAUUAUUCUCCAUGAAGGGCUUUAAAGUUUCCCAAGUGCCUGUGAAAGCCUAGAAAUGCUGAUAGUGACCCUAUUUCUCAGCUGAGUGGCUACAUUCAGCCAGAGCCAUAUUGAUAUGCAAAACGUUAAGGGCCCCGGGUCUAAAGAUGGUUUCUGUCUGCCUUGUGAAAGGGGGCCAUACUUUUUUAAAGCCUAGGCCUUUCUAAAGCUGCACAAUACCAUAUAGACUAUGCCAUUUAAAGCAUCUGAAGCAACCCAAAAUGUAUUGAAAGCUUGCUUUGCAAACUCAUUAAGACUACUCAAUAGGUUCUGGCAAAUACCGUGCCAGGGCUGACCGCACGGAUUAAGACUUUUGAAGUGAUACACAAACCCCCUGCUUAAACUAAUUGCUGCCCCAUGGCUCAUGAGGUCAAGUGUUUGUAUUCAUUGCAUUCGAGAGGAGCCAUUUGUGGGGCUGUCCAGGUGAAGUCUGCACUUCAUUAGACCAGGACAAUAAGCUGGAAGUUCCCCGUAGGAAGGGGAAAGGUAACCAAGAUGGAAAUUUCAUGGAUCUCUCAAAGGAGAAUCAUUGAAUACAAACAAACUUAUGUCCACCACUGCAGGGUUUUUCAAUGAAAGAGUUCCCACAUGGAAUAGUGGCUUUGCAAUCUAAUAUACUAAAUGCGGGGAGGUAGCCUUGCCAAAUGCUUCAUUACAAUCUUUGUUGUGCUAUCCUAAAAUGGCCAGUUCAAUUAAAAGGGAAUGUAACUUUAAUUACAUAUAUCAGUUCAGUGUGUACAAAUCUCUGUCGUUUUGGUUAGUACACAAUGCUGCAGUUUUUUGUUACUGUCACCCCCUGGGAGUUACUUUGAAACCUAUUACUUGAAUUCUAUGAAUUUUGUUACAGGUAUACUGAAAGAAAAAUUGCAAAGCUGACUGAGAUCAGAGAAAAUCCACUGACAUUUAAUUUUCUUUGCCUUCAGCCCUAGAUGUGUUUGCUGGGCAGCAAAAUUUCAUCCUUGCCUCUGACACUGUGGGGAUGUAUCUUCCAUAUCCUGCGUUUAAACUUUCACAAUGAAUUGAACAUUAAUAAAUAGGCCUGGCUUGUCCUAAAAUGUUUGUCUCCCUGUUUUGGGUAGGGGGACUUACCUCAUCAGUAAGGAAAGAAAAGCAGCAGCAAGAGGCAGAAUUGGCAUCCAAGUGAUGGUGAAUUAGAGAGGAGAUUGGAUAGAGAAUGCUCUACCUUAUAUCACCGGGGCUGCUUGAAAUUCAACUUUAUCUCCUAAGAGUUCUCCAUCGUAACACAUUGAAAAAUGCCACCACAAUCUUAGCAAAUUGCUGCCAUUGGUUAAACUGUUCCAAAGGCAACGUUCUCCUGUGACACCACUAAAGCAUUGCGCCCAGCAUGAGAAAUAUAACGUGCUUCAAACAUCCAUCAAGUUGUAUGGCUAGCGUUUCAAUUUAUGCAGAAUCAUUAGCCUAUGAUAACCCUUAAAGCCAGAGGAAUUCCAAACGAUUCACUUCUGUUUGCCAUCAGUGGACAGUUAACGAUUGCUGGUGACAACCAAGAUGCAAAGUCUACAUUGGGCUGGUAGAAUCAAAUCCAUUGAACGAGCAGUGGUCACUUUUGUGAUGCAUUGUUCCCCAAUUACAAGUGGAUUCCUUUCAGCGACAGAAUGGGGAACCCAUCAUGUGUUAACACAUGUGCCUCGUGUAUAUCCUAGAAGAAAUGGCCUUUGUCGUCAUUUGCUAAUGGGCCUAAUUAAAAAAGAAAAUUUAGAAAAAUUAGGGGUGAGAUUUUCUAAAGAUUUCAGCCAGCUUUUCCAUUAAGGCACAACAUACUGUAGUUCCCAUCCCUCCCAAUGGGAGCUAAUGAGCGCUAAGAACUUUUGAAAAAAAAAAGUUGAUCUCUUCAUUUUGGGUGUCUAAGUGGGACACUUAGAAAAAUCUGUCCUCAAUUGUGGGUACUGAGUACUUAUGAAAAUCUAAUCCAAAAUGUCUAUUCUUUUUUCCCACUGGCCAAUUUCACCUAAUUUACAAUCACUUUUUUUAAAAUUCCUCUAAGCCUGUGGGCAUCAAACUUGUAUUGCGAAAAACCAAAAUGCUACAUUCUUUAUACAGGCAAAACUCCCCCAGGAGUCAUGGGAGUUUUGCCUCAGUAAGAAUGCAGCAAUUGGCUCUGGAAAUAUCAUAGUAUGGUGUGAAAUGUAUUUGAAUGUUGUAAAUUAUCAGAUGGAUUGUUUGGCUUGGAUUGUGCUAUUAUAUUUUUUUCCCCUUUUCCCUAUAUGGAAGAUACAUCUUUGUGUUUAUAUUUUGUUAACAGAGAGAGAGCUCUGGGUCUGAUAUCACUCUCCUUUGCUGGAGUUUUCUCACCACUUGUAAAACUUGUAUAAGCAGUCUCCACUGGGAUAACAAAGUUGGGUGAAAAUAUGUCAGAAUAUGAUCACACUCAAAAAAAAAAAUAACCACUAUAUUUUUCUGCACAAGAUCUCUGAAAAUAAAGUUAUAAAGAAAAUGA
Caretta caretta (loggerhead turtle) is the source of this 7302-nucleotide messenger RNA. It is a transcript of the gene HS3ST6, whose product is annotated as heparan sulfate-glucosamine 3-sulfotransferase 6. Gene Ontology annotation, molecular function: [heparan sulfate]-glucosamine 3-sulfotransferase activity. The record is from RefSeq and is a predicted model, not a curated record. NCBI's taxonomy places the organism in Eukaryota, Metazoa, Chordata, Testudines, Cheloniidae.